UUACCAGCAUGUUUGUUUGGGCCAAUGUAGAGGUCAACUUUGGUGUGGUUGCAGCUUGCGCACCUUUAUUACGGCCGUUGUUUUCGAUGUACACAGUGGGUCAAUGGGCAAGAUCUGACAAAUAUGAACCGCACAAAAAGCGUUUCUUUGGUGGGAACCUGCAUGCCAGCAGGAAACAGGAAAAGCUGCAAGACUCGGUGCCCAGCCUCCUCAUCUCGACGAGGUUGAACAGCAAGAAGAACAAUGCCAGUCGUAACAGCACAACCGACAGUAGCCAGACUAGGUCGAUGAUGGAAUCAAGAGCAACGGUACACCCAGUGUCCGUUUUGGACGAUCCCGAGUAUUACCAAGUCCCCGUUAUGAUACCCGAAACAGUCCUCGAAACGCCUGAGCAUAUGGCGACGGAGGAAAACUUUGUGUGCCAAGAGAGAAGCAGGUUGAAACCCAUACCAGGAGUUGAGGAUAUCGAGGGAAUGUCUUGGGAUAUAUGGGCUGGCCCUACCGAUAACAUCCCAAACCUUCCCAAGCCGCCGCGCGCUGUUUAUCCGGGUGACGCAAGUAUCGAGGACAGUCCCAACCUUCGAUUUCUUACCGUCCACCAUAUUGUUUGAGCCCCAACGCCGGCUAAGCUCUACUACGAGCCCCUGCAAGAUUUGGGUGCAAACCUCUGACUACCACGGUCACCACGUAUGAACCGCGGUUCGAACAGCACCGCCCGGGCGACGGUCCACCCCUCCCGCGCCGAGAUACUGCUAAGCACCUGGGCAAGCAACUGUGCACAUAUGCUCACCGCAUACAGUCGAGUUGGGCGAUCGGAUGCAUCUGAUGUGCCCAGCACUUAUCUAGCGAAAGGGUCCCGGGGCUUAUGCGAGGAUCAACACCUGCCUUCAGGACAAGAUGGUAAAAUUCUGGGCCCCCAACAGAGAAGGGAUGGGACCAAGAAAUAUUCAGUGAGGAGCACAUGCAUGAUUAUGUGCUAAACAGCACCUGUGAUGACAGCAUUGGAUUG
Diaporthe batatas is the source of this 1009-nucleotide messenger RNA. RefSeq lists its product as uncharacterized. The transcript has 2 exons. Lineage: Eukaryota; Fungi; Ascomycota; Sordariomycetes; Diaporthales; Diaporthaceae. The coding region runs from base 9 to 611 and encodes 200 amino acids. The record is from RefSeq and is a predicted model, not a curated record.